ACAGCCAUUUUGAGUUGUUUGUUCAGUUAGAGGCGAGGGUUUGUUGUUUGCCACAUAGGGAUUAAGGCUCGAAGAUUCGAAGAAGCGCUCGAGAGACAUUUUAAAACCACUAUUUUGUAAUCAUGGGUCCACCGCGAAGCAAAUAUAGUCGUUUAUUAUCCGAAAGAAGGGAGCGUUUCAAUUGGUUUGUCAAUUUAUCUUGACAUGGCAUGGGUGGUUUGGAUGGUUGGUUGUGACGACUGAGGAAAAACUCGAAAACAACGCGACAGAGAGAGAGAGAGAGAGAGAAAGAAAGAAACAAGCUGGGCAGCAAUUAAUGUUAAGCUUUCGCACAGGAGAGUAGUUAUUUAGGAACAGAACGUAAGGUUGUAGUUCCUGGUUGAAGUAAUUACAAUAGUUGGUGCAUUCGCAAAAUGACAAUGCCGUAAUGGCCAACACGCGGGAUGAACUAAACUAGCCACGCAUUUCCCUGACAUUUGCUGGCGUAGCUAGCGAAAUAGCUAGCUAGUGAAGUACAGAUCAGCUAAAGAACAGGCAGAAAAUGUAACAGUUUGGUAGUAAGAUAACCGAUUACAAUUUAUUUGAAAUGUAGCUAAUGUUAAGCGAACUCGGCUGUUGUUGGCGAAGCGUGCAAGCAGCUCAGUUAGCUAGCUAACCUAGUUAAGUUAGCUGGCUACGUUAGCUGGACAGGCACAAGGAGCCUAAGAAUGAUGACAUACAGCAGUGGCACUACAACAGUCCGUGGGUCAAUUUCCUGGUCAUAAACCCAAGAUGUCGAGUAGUCUCCGUGUUAUUGUAUCUGGUGCCAACGCCUCCAGGCGUCUACAUUUCUCUGCCAUGAUCGCCUUUAUCUCCGUCUUUCAGUUGUGUGUUGCUGAGACAGUUUAAUGCAUCGAUAUGUAUACAAACAAGUCGUGUCGUGUAAGAGAGUCCAAAGUCCGCAGAAGUCAGGUCUUCUAAGAUUUUUCUUUGCCUUUUCUUUUAAACUCGCUUCAGGUAGCAGACUCCAAUUUCAGCCAGAGAGCUACUUUUCCAUUAAAAAAAGUUUCCGGCAUGGAUUGCGUCACGGAGGUCAUUUGUUUUACAAUAACAUUUAUAAAAUGCAUAGUUCAUAUUUGUUGAGCGCAGAUUUGCAGUAGUGAAUUUUGUUUUGUGACAUUGAUAUGUGCUUGAUCGUUCAUUGCUUAAACAUGGUAUGGUUCAGACAGAAUACAAAUUAAGCCCCAUGUGCACUACCCAUAUUGAUCUGAAAAUGGCUUGAUUGCUGUUUGGUAGACUUAUUUCUUAAUUAGUUAGUGUAUUUUACAGGGAGUGCCGGAUUUUUUUUUACCUAUUGAAACGUAAUUUACACAACGUGGCCUGUUCUUGGAGGCUUUGAAAGAAAGCGAGUAAAGAAAGUAAUUGCUAUAUAACAAUGGGAGACCCAACCUCUCGACGAAAUCAAACGAGAAACCGACUCCGUGCCCAGCUACGGAAGAAAAGGGAAUCUUUGGCUGAUCAGUUUGACUUCAAAAUCUACAUUGCCUUCGUGUUUAAGGAAAAGAAAAAGAAGUCUGCCCUUUUUGAGGUAGCUGAGGUGGUACCUGUCAUGACCAACAACUAUGAAGAAAAUAUCCUCAAAGGAGUGAAGGAUUCAAGCUACUCCUUAGAAAGUUCUUUGGAACUUCUUCAAAAGGAUGUUGUGCAGUUGCAUGCCCCUCGCUAUCAUUCAAUGCGCAGGGAUGUAAUAGGUUGCACCCAGGAGAUGGAUUUCAUCCUAUGGCCCCGCAACGAUAUUGAGAAGAUAGUCUGUCUUCUUUUCUCCAGAUGGAAGGGAGCUGACCAUGAACCAUUUAGGCCUGUUCAGGCCAAGUUUGAAUUUCACCAUGGAGACUAUGAGAAACAAUUUUUGCAUGCUGCUGGCCGUAAGGACAAGGCUGGAAUGGUUAUGAACAACCCAAAUCAGUCUGUGUUUCUUUUCUUGGACAGACAGCAAUUGCAGACUCCAAAAAACAAGGCCACAGUUUUCAAAUUGUGCAGCCUCUGCCUCUACCUGCCACAGGAUCAGUUGACCUGCUGGGGGGUUGGAGAUAUUGAAGACCACCUUCGUCCAUACAUGCCAGACUAGGAGAGAGAUGGAAGACUCCUCUGCAGCAAGUCGACCCUAUACACAUCCCUCCAGUUAAAUAGAAUUGAACUUGUGCUUGGAACUCUCCUUUUUGUUAACCACUCAUUUUCAUUCUGAGGUUAAUUUAGUCCUUUUUUGGUCCUUCGUACCAGCCCAUUUUGGUUUGGUUCACCCAUUUGCCCUUUCCUUUAGCUGUCUGAUUUUAUUUUAAAUUGCAUGAACAUUGUUUUUGAGUGGUUGUCCUCAUGGAGCAGCACUGUCAACACCACCAGUCACAGAAGGAACUCUAUAUGGGGGGGUGGGAGACCAAAGCAAGCAAACCAUUGUUCCUUAAAUGUGGUUCCUUAAACCAGUUCUGAUAUCAGUCUCAUAAGUGGAUAGCUAACUUGGCUCUUAUUUUAGAGGAGAAGAUAUUUUUAAGAAUGACAAUCAGUGAAAGAGGAUUACAUGGCCUGAAUAGUCAGUGAAAAGGCUAGGCAAACAUUACUUCGAAUUUAUUUGGUGUAGAAAUUGCUUCUCAUUUUCAACUGCCUUAGUUUUGCUGGACAUUGUGUGUCAUUCCUUGCCUGUAAGUUGUCUUAACAGUUUUAUCUGAGGAUAUGGACAAUUUUAAUAGUCUGGAGUCAGUUUUUUGGUGGGUUGGUUUUCUGAAAGUCAAUGUUACCAAUCAAGCAAUUCAUGCUACUGCUAUCUGAUUUUGUCUUUGGUGGUGGAUAUUCAGUGGGAAAUCACUGCUUAAGUUCAUGUAACAAAAUUAUUGUGGAAAAACAAACAUCAUUAAACUGUUUGAUUUUUUUUUGACAAAGA
Electrophorus electricus (electric eel) is the source of this 2914-nucleotide messenger RNA. RefSeq names its product chromosome 2 C6orf62 homolog (gene c2h6orf62). NCBI's taxonomy places the organism in Eukaryota, Metazoa, Chordata, Actinopteri, Gymnotiformes, Gymnotidae. The record is from RefSeq and is a predicted model, not a curated record.